AUGCAACCAUUUCUAGAUGCAGUUGAAAGCAUUGCUCCAAUUUCCCUUUUGAGGGCGAAUUCUGGUCCAAAUGCCUCUAAUCGAGAUGAUCAGGUAUCUGAAGACAUUCGCGAUCUUCUUCACAAUGAUAGCACUAACCUCGGAUUUUAUAUGCUACCUGCUCGUUCCCACCAAGUGGCUCUUUUUUUUUGGCAGCACUUGCGUCUGGAUGGAAAUGAACGCGGAGUAUGUGCGCCAACGGUUGCUAUGUGUUUCCUUUUCCUCUACGUGGAAUUGGCAAUACGUCUUCGCGACCCCAAAACGAUUCCCCUCAGCAUCGAUUUGUGUCGGCCAUUCGCCGCCCACUGGUAUGUCUCUUCAUCUAAAUCUUACGUUACUCAAUAUGCCCUUUCCUCUUAA
Messenger RNA from Rodentolepis nana, 399 nucleotides. The record is from the annotation of a GenBank genome assembly. Lineage: Eukaryota; Metazoa; Platyhelminthes; Cestoda; Cyclophyllidea; Hymenolepididae.